AUGAUGAUGGAGCACAAACAGACGAUACUGCUGGCACCCUCACUCAGCAACAGCAGUUGCUGGCGAAGCGGCACCGAUGCCGCUUGGACAGGUCCAGGCCCUGGAGAGCUAAUACGAGCUGCCUUGAUAUUGCUACUUAGUCUUGGUAUUCUGUGUGCCAAUCUUCUGGUGAUAUGUGUUAUCAAUAGCAGACAGUACAGCAAAUAUAUACAUGCUCAGCCCCGAUAUUUGCUGACGAGCUUAGCAAGUAACGACCUAGCGAUUGGUCUUUUAGUGACGCCUUUCGGUUUCCUACCAGCUGUUUACGGAUGCUGGCCAUAUGGUGAAGUUGUCUGUCAAAUUCAGGCACUCCUUAGAGGCGCUUUGACUCAACAGAGCGCUGUUAUCCUCGUCUGCAUGGCAAUCGACCGUUAUGUUUGCAUGCUGCACCCUCAUCGCUAUCACAAGCACUCUUCUAAAAGGUAUUACAUGCGGCAAGGCUGCGUGGCAGUGAUGUCGACCACUUGGAUAGCAAGCGUGGCAAUUUUCGGGGUUCUGGUACUCCCGAGAGGCGGUUACUACUUCAACGGGUCUGGUCUCCUCGCCUGCGACCCUUUCUUCGCUCGAGCGUCUCUUAGGAUCCUGGCGUGUUGCUGUUUUUAUUUCCCGACGACGAUGGUGCUGAUGUACUGUUACGGCUCGGCUUUCCAUGUUAACAAACUACGCUUGAAAAGAGUAGUCUGUGUUAACACACCGGAGGUCGUUAGUGGCGGCCAUAUAGAAAGGCUUGUCGCCCACGAAAGACGAUUGUCGACCUCAGCUUCGCGAACAAUGGCUGCAAUGAGUUUAGGUUUCAUCGUUAUGGUCACGCCAUGGACGAUUCAGGAAGUCGUUGCAGCCUGCACCGGAAGUAAGCCACCGCCAUUUCUCGACUUCCUGGCCACAUGGCUAGCUCUCUCCAACAGCUUCUGGAAUCCCUUCCUUUAUUGGCUGCUCAACAAUCAUUUCCGCCGAAUUUCGAGAGAGUUUCUCUAUACUAAGAUUCUGUGCAGAUCUAAGCCGUUAGGAGCAAAACAACACUGCUGCUCGACUAGCACUGGUGGCUUAGAUGUUUGCAGCAUCGCGGGUAUCGAUCUAUCAGGUUUGGAACGUUGUUCAAUGGAACGGUGCUCAAUGGCGCGUUGUUCUUCGUUAUCAUUAGCGAAUACACCACCGCUCCCUUGGGAAACCGGACAUAUAACACAUGGUGACGUAGCAUCCACGUGAGUCAAAGAUGCCGCCACGCAGACGGAGGAUUUCGGAUCUCCGGACGACGCCAGUUAGUACAGCGUGGCGGCAAGCCGGCAUCCGAU
Messenger RNA from Cyphomyrmex costatus, 1331 nucleotides. Its product is annotated as trace amine-associated receptor 9. Gene Ontology annotation, biological process: neuropeptide signaling pathway. The record is from RefSeq and is a predicted model, not a curated record. NCBI's taxonomy places the organism in Eukaryota, Metazoa, Arthropoda, Insecta, Hymenoptera, Formicidae. Gene Ontology annotation, cellular component: plasma membrane. Bases 1 to 1245 code for a protein of 414 amino acids. Gene Ontology annotation, molecular function: corazonin receptor activity. The transcript is spliced from 9 exons.